This is a messenger RNA of Lasiosphaeria miniovina, 1176 nucleotides long. Its product is annotated as Pre-mRNA-splicing factor slt-11. Gene Ontology annotation, molecular function: U6 snRNA binding; pre-mRNA binding. The coding region runs from base 1 to 1176 and encodes 391 amino acids. NCBI's taxonomy places the organism in Eukaryota, Fungi, Ascomycota, Sordariomycetes, Sordariales, Lasiosphaeriaceae. The record is from RefSeq and is a predicted model, not a curated record. The transcript has a single exon. Gene Ontology annotation, cellular component: U2-type catalytic step 2 spliceosome; U2-type catalytic step 1 spliceosome; Prp19 complex.
AUGCCGCCCCAGAUCAAGCAGGACCUUAACCGGUCUGGCUGGGAGUCAACCGACUUCCCGUCAAUCUGCGAGUCCUGCCUGCCCCAGAAUCUCUACGUCAAAAUGCUCAAGGAGGACUACGGCGCUGAGUGUAAGCUUUGCACGCGCCCCUUCACAGUCUUCAGCUGGGCCGCGGACCGCGCACACGGCCGCAAAAAGCGCACCAACAUCUGUCUUACAUGUGCGCGACUCAAAAAUGCCUGCCAGUGCUGCAUUAUGGAUCUCCAGUUUGGCCUGCCCAUCGUCAUCCGAGACAAGGCCCUCGAGCUCAUCGCCCCCGGACCCCAGAGCGAAAUCAACCGCGAGUACUUUGCGCAGAAUAACGAGCGCGCCAUUGAGGAAGGGAGGGCCGGCAUUGAAGAAUAUGAGAAAUCAGACGAGAAGGCGCGCGAAUUGCUGCGUCGCUUAGCGCAAAGCAAGCCGUACUUCAGAAAGGGAAGGGAGGUGGACGACGAAGGGAACACGGUCUCUGCUGGCUCAUCCGGGCCAUCCGGGAAUGGAGGUGCGAGAGGUGGAAAUCCGGCCGUCGGCGCGGGUGUUGGCGGACCAGGCCCUAUUCGCACCCGCGAUUCACGAGCUGCAGCUGCACUUGGCGCAAGACCGAGAGGCGGGCGAAAAGGACCGAUAAUCCCAAAUGCUCCUCCUGGACCCAAGGACUGGAUACCGCCAUCCGACACAAGCAUCAUGUCACUUUUUGUGACGGGUAUCGAGGACGAUCUUCCCGAGCACAAGAUCCGCGAUUUCUUCAAGCCCUUUGGCAAGAUCAAGUCGUUGGUUGUGUCGCACAUGACGCACACCGCAUUUGUCAACUACGAAACUCGGCAGGCCGCCGAGGCCGCGGCCGGAGAACUCAAGGGGCGUACUGUAAUCGCCGGUUGCCCUUUGCGCAUCAGGUGGGGCGUACCCAAGGCAGUCGGAACUAUGGACAAAGAGGAGCGCACCGCAAUGCUCCGCGACGGCCGGUCUGCUUUCUCGGAUGCAAGACGGAAGGGUGGACAGGGUGGGCAAAGAGAUAUCACGGAUGGAAAUGCGCAAGGAGGGCAAGCGGCUGCCCAGGCAGACGAGCUAUCCAGUCUUGAUUUGGCUCCACCUCCUGGAGCAGACGAUGUACAAUACGCCAGCCUCGCUGGUAACUAA